UCACUCAGUUCGGUCACCACCGCCAUUGAACGCGCUAAAAUGACCUCUCUUCUCUUCCUUAGAACCCUCCCGCUCCUCCGCAACGGCCUUCUCAGCCACCGUUUCCAACGCUGCGUUGCAGACGGUGGAAUAUUCUCUCACCAUCGGCGUCUCUGGUGCUCGCUCGCCGAGCAUCCGCCGCCGGAGGCGGAAGAUGAUUCCUCGCCUGAGAAAAGAUCGGCUGAGGUGACCGCGACGACGUCUCUCGGUUACGCUCGUUUUGAGGAUCCUGAUUAUCGGAAGUGGAAGGACGUGGAGGCGGAGAUUCUUCGGGAUAUUGACCCGAUAAUGUAUCUGGCCAAAGAAAUUCUUCACUCUGAUAGGUACGUAGAUGGAGAACGCUUAACAUAUGAAGACGAGAAAGCCGUGGUGGAAAAGCUUCUUGCAUAUCACCCUCACUCUGACGAUAAAAUCGGCUGUGGCCUUGAGUUUAUAAUGGUUGAUCGGCAUCCUCAGUUCAGGCACUCGAGGUGCCUCUUUGUCGUGAGAACCGAUGGUGGAUGGAUCGAUUUCUCUUACCAGAAAUGUCUUCGGUCCUAUGUUCGAGGUAAGUACCCAUCUCUCGGCGAAAGAUUCAUCCGAGAGCAUCUUAAACGCGGUAGCAACUAAGGAAGAAAAAAAAACCCUCGGCCCGGCCCGACCCGACCCCAUAGUUCCUGUUAUAGAAUGCCGUCUUUGCAAUGUAAUAACAUCAGUGAAGUUCACGUAGAAAAAUGUUGUGAUUGAAAUUGACGGACAGAGAGAAUAGUUCUAAUGAAAGCUUUAGUUGUAUUGUUGAGUAUGAGUUGUUUGCUUA
Tarenaya hassleriana is the source of this 835-nucleotide messenger RNA. Its product is annotated as protein DCL, chloroplastic. Gene Ontology annotation, cellular component: chloroplast. Bases 40 to 648 code for a protein of 202 amino acids. The transcript has 3 exons. Lineage: Eukaryota; Viridiplantae; Streptophyta; Magnoliopsida; Brassicales; Cleomaceae. The record is from RefSeq and is a predicted model, not a curated record. Gene Ontology annotation, biological process: chloroplast rRNA processing; chloroplast organization.